Molecule: messenger RNA, 1197 nt
Organism: Cheilinus undulatus (humphead wrasse)
Lineage: Eukaryota; Metazoa; Chordata; Actinopteri; Labriformes; Labridae
Gene: crip2l
Product: cysteine-rich protein 2-like
Exons: 8
Coding region: 146-757 (203 amino acids)
Source: RefSeq, a predicted model, not a curated record
UCCAUCAUCAGCUCCAUCCUCUCUCAGCUCUGAGGUGUGUCUGCGCCGCUGCAGCCGCAGUCGAACCCACAGACACGGACACAGACACGGACACGGAGCCGGUGGACCGAAUUACAUCGACCUCUUCUCUUUGUUCCCCCGGAAAAUGGCGUCAAAAUGUCCAAAAUGCGACAAGACGGUGUAUUUCGCGGAGAAAGUGUCGUCUUUAGGGAAGGACUGGCACAAGUUCUGUCUGAAGUGUGAGCGCUGCAACAAGACGCUGAAUCCAGGAGGACAUGCUGAGCAUGAUGGGAAGCCUUUCUGCCACAGGCCUUGCUACGCCACUCUAUUUGGACCAAAAGGCGUGAACAUCGGCGGAGCCGGCUCUUACAUUUAUGAAAAUCCUGCCAACGAAGCUCCUGCUGCAGUGUCAAUGGAAACCAACGCCAAACCAGAAGAGAAAAAAGCCCCCGCACGAGGACCCGUGAAGGCUGCAAGCUUCUCAUCUUUCUCUGGAGGACCAAACAUCUGCCCUCGAUGCAAUAAGACAGUUUAUUUUGCUGAGAAGGUGUCGUCUCUGGGGAAGAACUGGCACCGGCCUUGUCUGCGCUGUGAGAGGUGCAGUAAGACUCUGGCUCCUGGCAGCCAUGCAGAGCAUGAUGGGCAGCCGUACUGCCACAAACCUUGCUAUGCUGUUCUGUUUGGACCCAAAGGUGUGAACACUGGAGGUGUUGGCAGCUACAUCUAUGAUGAUCCUGAAGCUGAGGCUGAACAGUAAACCCAACGUCUCACCUUCAGGACCCUUGAUGUCUCUGAUCCGCCUUCUGACGUGACUCGAUAUUUGCUACCCUCACUGGGAUGGAUUCGUAGAUGUUCUGUUGUAUUUGUAUAUUGUUUAUAUAUAUAUUUUUUGUACCAAAAGAAACCUUAAACACGUCCUCCCAAGUGAGCUUCAGAUUUGCCUUUCAGUUUUUUUGGUUCUCUCUGCCAAAUAAUUAUUAACGUAUUAUGUAGUGAAUUAAAGCGCCUGAGAUUUUUCACUCAUUAUUAAAAGUUUUUCAGACUUUUGUGCACUUGAAAUAAUGUACUGUAUGAGAACGUAACAAUUCCACCAAAUUACCAUAAGUGUUUUUUGGAGAGUUAAAUCCUGAUUCUAAAAAAUGUAGAUGUAGAUAAUGUACUGUAGGCACUUUAACGUGCAUUUUACUGAAUGUUUUG